AUGGAAAAACAGAACCUGCCGACACAGGACAUAGAAACGGGAAUAGUAAGGACACCUGGACGGAGGUUCUGGUCUGGGAUUUUGUCAACUGUGUUCUUGCAAUCCAUGACCCUAACAUUUCUGGCUGAGUGGGGCGAUCGUUCGCAGAUAGCAACCAUCAUACUCGGAGCCAGAGAGGACAUCUUUGGUGUUAUGCUGGGAGGCUGUAUUGGUCACACAGUCUGUACAGGUGUGGCUGUUCUUGGAGGUAGAUUUGUAGCACAAAGGAUCUCUGUUAGAACAGUGACUCUGAUUGGUGGAGUGGUGUUUUUAAUAUUUGCUCUGUCAGCACUUUGGAUUGGUCCAGACACAUAG
Candidula unifasciata is the source of this 354-nucleotide messenger RNA. NCBI's taxonomy places the organism in Eukaryota, Metazoa, Mollusca, Gastropoda, Stylommatophora, Geomitridae. The record is from the annotation of a GenBank genome assembly.